Messenger RNA from Eruca vesicaria subsp. sativa (arugula), 2264 nucleotides. The record is from the annotation of a GenBank genome assembly. NCBI's taxonomy places the organism in Eukaryota, Viridiplantae, Streptophyta, Magnoliopsida, Brassicales, Brassicaceae.
GACGGUUUGGACAAAUAUUUGGUCGGCUUAUUAAAGAUUAUACUAUACUAUUACAGAACCUUCGACUUCGUUUUGUCGAUCUGAAUUCUCCGAUUUUCCACCAUUUCCUCCUCCAUCGGUGGAAAAAAACUCAAAUCGGAGAGAUUCACCGCCGCGUUCAAUUCCAAAUAACACUCUCGAUCUCAUCUCCUCCUCCUUCCUGAUCGCACAUUAACAAACAACAGAUCAUCAAAACCAUAAUCGGAGAAUAGAAGAUGGUGGAGAGAACGAUGAGUUUAGGGGUCGGAAUCAACGGAGAAUCCUCCGGCGUUAGAGAAACCAUGUGGGCACAACAAGAGCUUCUCCAAAAAAUCAACCAAGAACUCGACGCUGAACGUGAAGCCUCCUCCUCCGCUGCUUCCGAGGCCUUGUCGAUGAUUCUUCGUCUUCAAGGAGAGAAAGCAGCGUUGGAAAUGGAGGCUAGUCAGUACAAAAGAAUGGCUGAGGAGAAGAUGUGCCACGCCGAGACUUCUUUGGUUCUCUUUGAAGAUCUGAUUUACCAGAAGGAAAUGGAGAUCGCUUCUCUCGAGUUUCAGGUUCAGGCUUACCGUUGUAAACUCCUUAGCCUUGGAUGCUCUGAUCCCGCCGUGGUUGAGAACAGGUUCCCGGAGAAUCUCGUCUUCUUUGGGGAUACCUCUCGUGUUAACCAGAAGAGGAAGAUGAAACGAAACUUAUCGAACCCGUUCGAUGGCAUGACAAGUGAGAGAAGCCUACUCUUGUCUGAUAACGAAGGCUUUGAGGAGAAGAGAGAUGCUGAGGAUUCUUUAUCUCCACGUGAAGACUUGAGUACUUAUUGGGAACAGAUCAGGAGAAUAGACGAUCAUGUCCGAGAGAUUUCGGAGUCAAGAGAUGUUCCAAAGGAAUCUAAAUGGCCUUUGAUCAAGCGUGAGUCUGUAUCACAUGCGUUGGUGUCACAGGUGAGCAAUACUAUCCUCGAGUCAGCAAAGAGUGAUGUCAAUACUAUCAUGGAGAUGAUGAAGAACCCUGAUAAAGUCUCUUCCAAAGAUGACUCUCCGAUUCGGUCUCCGAAUGUUCAAGACAUCUUUGAGGUUCCGAGGACGAAAGAGAGUCUUUUUAUCAUCUCGGAAGAAGAGGAACAUGAAGAAAGAAAUGGCAGAGGCAAGAUUGUGAGUAAGCCACCGAGAGAUAUGAGCAUCAAGGCAGAACAUAUGAGUUUGCUAAAGGAGAUUCGAGAACAGCUCAAUGGAAUGCAGUCAGAGAUGAGAAGCUUAAGAUCAGAACUGCAUCUAACUCCACCUGUGUCCUCCCAUCGCUUGGAGGAUCCAGCCCUUAACUCAAUUCAAGAGGUAAUCACUCUUCUUUAUAAUUGGUGAGAGAUUGCUUCAAAAUAACAUUUGGUUUUGUUUUUUGGAAACAGGCCAUGAUUCACUUCUGGCUUUAGAAGAGUCUACAAUGCGUGGCGGCGUGGUUCUAGUUUCUCAUCUUAAGUUACUUAACCAUCCAUUAGUAAUGGAGGUGAUGUAAAAAGAAACUGAUGCACAUAAUCAGUUUGUAUGUAAAAACCAUUGUCAUUGUUGCGAUAAGAAAAAAAUUAUUACAUUAUAAGAAGAAAUUUAUUAAAGUUGCACCACACUCAUGAUGGUUAAAUUUUAAUGGUUCAUUCAAUUAAGAGGAGCUGAUGCAGAAAAUGCAGGAAGGGUUAGCAGAACGGUUAUCAAUAUCAAGAGUGGCGCCCUUUAAACACUUGAAGUGGUAGACAUGACCACAAGCCAACACACACGCCUCUUGUAAGGUGCGCAAAGAAGCAUUAGGACGUUCCGGAUCAGUUGCUAGAUCUCUUUGGCAUAAGUCGCAUGAGUGUCCAACUUUCUCAACAGUAAACACCUUGUCAAGCUCUGCAAAAAAGAGUUCAAAAUUACUACACUAAAAAAUUAUAUAAGCUCAAGUAUUGGCUCAGGAGGAUAAGGUUAUACCAUCUUUUAUAUGCGACGUCGAUUUACUCGGAUUAGCCCAAUUCGGAUCCUGAGUAGGGGCCGUCUUGAUGAGAUGACGUUGUAUUUCUCUAGAGAGGUUUUGAAGAUCAGCUGACUUGGAAGCAGAUGAUCCAGAAGUGGCGUUCUCAAUGUUCUGUUGAAGCUGAGAGAGCAUCUCUCUACUCAUCAUCAGAUCUUCUACACGGACUUUUUCUUUUUUCGAAUCCAUGUUAAGUACAAACUCCCUGACAGGAAGACAAAACUUGUGUAUUAAUCUAAGACAAAGAGAAG